AUGGGCGCCAAGAACAACGUGACUGAGUUUGUCUUGCUCAGCCUUUUCCAGAGCCGGGAGAUGCAGCGUGCCUGCUUCCUGGUCUUCUCCAUCUUCCACGUGCUCACGGUCCUGGGGAACCUUCUGGUCAUCGUCACCAUCAACGCCAGCAAGACCCUGCAUGCCCCCAUGUACUUCUUCCUCAGCCACUUGUCCUGUGCUGACAUGUGCUAUCCAUCCGCCACCACACCCAAGAUGAUUGCCGACACUUUGGUUGAGCGCAAGACCAUCUCCUUUGAGGGCUGCAUGACCCAGCUCUUUUCUGCCCACUUCUUUGGUGGCACCGAGAUCUUCCUCCUCACGGCCGUGGCCUAUGACCGCUACGUGGCCAUCUGUCGGCCCUUGCACUACACAACCAUCAUGGGCCGCCGGAGGUGCGGCCUGCUGGCGGGGGCCUCCUGGGUGGCUGGCUUCCUGCAUUCCAUCCUGCAGACGCUCCUCACGGUCCAGCUGCCCUUCUGUGGGCCCAACGAGAUCGACAACUUCUUCUGUGACGUCCAUCCCCUGCUGAAGCUGGCCUGUGCAGACACCUACGUGGCGGGGCUCAUCGUGGUGGCCAACAGCGGCAUGAUUUCUUUAGUGUCCUUCGUCAUCCUUAUCAUCUCCUAUGUGGUCAUCCUGCUGAGCCUGAGAAGCCGGACUCGGAGCUCCGAGGGGCGGCGCAAGGCCCUGUCCACCUGUGGGUCCCACAUCACCGUGGUCACCUUGUUCUUUGGGCCCUGCGUCUUCAUCUAUCUGAGACCUUCUACCACCCUGUCUGUGGACAAGAUGGUGGCCGUGUUCUACAUGGUGAUCACCCCACUGCUCAACCCUGUCAUCUACUCCCUGAGAAAUGCUGAAGUGAAGAAGGCCAUGAAGAGGCUGUGGGUCAGAGCAAUGAAACCAGAAGAGAGGUAG
This is a messenger RNA of Rangifer tarandus platyrhynchus (Svalbard reindeer), 936 nucleotides long. Lineage: Eukaryota; Metazoa; Chordata; Mammalia; Artiodactyla; Cervidae. The record is from the annotation of a GenBank genome assembly.